AUGAUGUCUGUAGGCAAAUCCUCAAAAAAGAGGCCUCGUACAAGUUUAUCAAGCAGCAAAACUAAAAAAAAUGAACCUAACUCUAUUAUUUCAUUUUUUAACAAUGCACCCCCUGCUAAACUUGCCUGCCCUAUUUGUAGUAAGAUGGUGCCAAGAUAUGACCUGAACCGGCACCUUGAUGAAAUGUGUGCUGACCACGACAACAUGACUCCAGGUGGUCCUGGGCAUGUCAGCUUAAGUUCAAACGUGCCCACCAUAGAUUUGACCAAUAUUGCCUUAGAAGAUAUAACUCCAGAGAAGUCGUCACCAUCAACGAUAGAUUUAACCCCUGGCCAAAAUGAUUCAGAAAAAAUGGGCAAAAAACAGCAGACCAGCCCCUACUUUAAAAGUAAAGGUGACUCGGUGUGCAGAAAUCAAGAAGAGCUGAGACAUCAUAAUGUAAAAGUCAUUUCUCUGGGAAGCCUGUCCUCUAAAUUGUCCAGAAGAUACAUAAAGGCUAAAAGAUCCCUGAAUCAGAAUGAGGGGUUCACUAAUCAGAGUCUGCAGAGGUCCUCAUGCACAAGGGUUAAGAGCCUGGUUGAUCAGCAUUUGGAGGUGGAGGGCCAGGAUCCACUUCUGGAGAACAGCUCUCAAAAGGAGAACAUGUUUACUGGUGAUUCUCAGGAGGAGCUGAGCACCCCAGCACAUACAGUGGAAGGCACUAAGGUGGAGGAAGCUGAAGGCCAGACAGCUGCCCAGGAAUGUGAGCAAUCAACCCUAACGCCUGCCUGCACAGGUGAUGUGCCUGUGUUUUCAUCAGAUUUAAUUCUCGGGCAUAGAAAGUCUGCUUCUAAGGACCAUCUUGCAAAGCAGGAGAGUGUCAAAGGAGUAGAUGGUGAAGUUACUGAAAAAUGUGAGACAGGUCAUUGUGAAGAGGUGAAAAUGACUAUUGUUUCAGAAGUGACAAAUCAAGGCUCACAUCAGGAGGCAAAACCUCCGAGUUCCACAGUUGGUGCUUCUAUACAGACCAACAGCCAAACGCUUCCUCCAGAAUCUGACAGUAGCUUAGAGGAUAAAAUCACUCAUCAGAUGCCUUUGGAGAAGAGGUCAAGCUGUGAUGUGUCCUGGGUCACAAGUCCAGAACUGCCAGACCAUCCUUACUACCUUCGGAGUUUCCUGGUGGUGCUGAAAGCCGUGUUUGAGAAUGAAGAAGACAGGAUGCUCUUUGAUGAACAUGAGAAGGGCAUUGUAACUAAGUUUCAUCAGUUAUCAGCCAAUGGUCAGAAGUUAUACAUAAGACUUUUUCAACGUAAAUUCGGCUGGAUUAAGGUGAACAAGCUGGCCUAUGAAGAGAUCUCUGCUGACUUAACCCCUGUGGUUGGAGAGCUGACACAUGCAGGCUUCCUGCAGACAGAAUCUGAGUUGCAGGAGCUCCCUGAGGUGCUGGAGCUCCUUUCUGCUCCGGAACUGAAAGCCCUGGCAAAGACCUUCCACCUGGCGAGUGCCCAUGGACAGAAGCAGCAGCUGGUGGACGCGUUCCUCAGAUUGGCCAAGCAGCCUUCAGUCUGUACUUGGGGCCGGAACCAGCCUGGCAUUGGCGCAGUGAUCCUGAAAAGAGCUAAAGAUGUGGCGGGACGUUCCCUGAGAGUCUCUCGAGGCCCUCGGGCAGUAUUUUCCCGGGCCCUGCUGCUCUUCUCCUUGAGCGACAUGAUGGAAGAUGAGGAGGCCGCCUGUGGGGGCCAGGGUCAGCUCUCCACUGUGCUGCUGGUCAACCUGGGCCGCUUGGAGUUCCCCAGGUACACCAUCAAUCGGAAGACCCCGAUCUUCCAGGACAGGGAUGAUCUCAUUAGGUACGCGGUGGCCGCACAUAUGCUGAAUGACAUCUCCACGGCAAUGGCCAGCGGGGCCUGGGAGGAGGCUAGGGAGCUCGCUCGGUGUGCAAAGCAGAACUGGGAUGGACUGAAAGACCACCCGUCCCUGAGGUACCACGAGAAUUUACCGCUCUUCCUCCGGUGUUUUACCGUUGGGUGGGUUUACACGAGGAUUUUGUCCCGAAACGUUGAAAUACUGCAGAGACUUCACCUGUACAAGGAAGCUGUGGAGGAGCUUGAAAACCUCUUGUCCCAGGACGUGUACUGUCCCGACAGUAGGGGCCGGUGGUGGGACCGGUUGGCCCUUAACUUACACCAGCACCUGAAGCGCCUGGAGCCGGCUGUCCAGUGCAUCGCUGCAGGCCUGGCCGAUCCUCACGUCCGGACAGGCCACCGCCUGGCACUGUACCAAAGGGCCGCGCGCCUGCGGGCCUCUCCCAGCGGCCAGAAGUACAUGCAUGUCCUCCGCCAGCUCCCAGAGGUCACCGUGGAGGACGUCAGACACGUGACUGUCACAGGCCGGCUGUGCCCGCAGCAUGGAUCGGGGAAGUCUGUCUUCGUGCUGGAGGCUGAGGGGGCCACCCCCACCACUCUCCUAUGCUCUGUGGAGGAGCUGGCGCUGGCCCAUUAUAAACACUGCGGCUUUGACCAGGGGAUCCAUGGGGAGGGGUCCACCUUCAGCACCCUGUUUGGCCUCCUGCUGUGGGACAUCAUCUUCAUGGACGGGGUGCCAGAUGCCUUCAGAAAUGCCUAUCAGGCGGCCCCACUGGACCUCUGCACAGACAGUUUCUUUGAGAGCAGGGCACCAGCCAUGGAAGCCCGGCUGCAGCAGAUCCACAGUGCCCCUGAGGAGAGCCUGCGGGCCUGGGUGGCAGCUGCCUGGCAGGCCCAGGAAGGCAGGGUGUCCUCCCUGGUCAGCUGGGAUCGCUUCUCUUCUCUGCAGCAAGCCCAGGAUCUUGUGUCCUGCCUAGGGGGCUCCAUCCUCAGUGGCGUGUGCCGGCGACUGGCUGUGGACUUCCGGCACUGCCGAGGGGGCCUCCCCGACCUGGUUGUGUGGAGCUCCCAGAGUCAUCACGUCAAGCUGGUGGAAGUGAAGGGACCCCAUGACCGGCUGUCGCAGAAGCAGAUGAUCUGGCUGGACGAGCUGCGCCGGCUGGGGGCGGAUGUGGAGGUUUGCCAUGUGGCUGCAGUCGGGGCCAGGAGCAGGGGUCCCAACUGA
Rangifer tarandus platyrhynchus (Svalbard reindeer) is the source of this 3069-nucleotide messenger RNA. Lineage: Eukaryota; Metazoa; Chordata; Mammalia; Artiodactyla; Cervidae. The record is from the annotation of a GenBank genome assembly.